AAAGAAAUGUUAAAAAAUGUCUCUUUAAGAACAUUCACGAAAAAAUCAAACAAAAACCAGCGAAAUUCACUGGAUUUAAAAAAAAAAAAAAAAAAAACUUUUAAGGGAAACUUUUAAGGAAUUAUUGGAAAUUUCUUCCUGAAGGUUUUGAACAUUUUCAGAUAUUUGGGGAAUUUUUUUGCUUCAUUUUUGGAUUUUUUCAGACCAGGGAACAGUAUUUUUUGGUGCCCGUAAAUGAAGACAACAGGAGGGUUAAACAUGUCGUCCUUUAACCGACCUUCCUCCCGUUCUUCCUCCUCCCAGACGUGGCUGAAGAACUACGGUUACCUGCUUCCUCACGACGUGCGGACGUCCGACCUGCGGCAGGAGAAAGCCAUGCAGUCGGCCGUGGCAGCGAUGCAGCGCUUCUACGGCAUCCCAGUGACCGGAGUCCUGGACCAGACCACCAUCGAGUGGAUGCGGAGGCCUCGCUGUGGCGUUCCUGAUCAUCCUCACACCAGCCGGAGACAGAGGAACAAACGAUACGCUCUGACCGGACAGAGGUGGAGGGACAAGAAGAUCUCCUACAGCAUAUCGAACUUCACCCCUAAAGUUGGUGAGAAAGACACUCAGAGGGCGAUUCGACAAGCCUUCAACGUCUGGCAGACAGUCACUCCGCUCUCCUUCCAGGAGGUUCCGUACUCGGAGAUCAAGAACGAGGGCAAAGAGGCCGACAUCAUGAUCUUCUUCGCCUCCGGUUUCCACGGCGACAGCUCCCCGUUUGACGGCGAGGGCGGCUUCCUGGCCCAUGCCUACUUCCCCGGCGCCGGCAUCGGAGGCGACACGCACUUCGACUCGGACGAGCCGUGGACGCUCGGCAACGCCAACCACGACGGUAACGACCUGUUCCUGGUGGCCGUCCAUGAGCUGGGCCACGCUCUGGGUCUGGAACACUCCAACGACCCCAGCGCCAUCAUGGCUCCCUUCUACCAGUACAUGGACACGCACAACUUCAAGCUGCCGCUGGACGACCUGCAGGGCAUCCAGAAGAUCUACGGUAUCCCCACGGCCAUGCUGGAGCCCACCAGACCGCUGCCCACCCUCCCCUCCAGACGAACACACUCCACCUCCGAGAGGAAACACGACCGACACUCCCGUCCGGCUCGGCCGCCCGGCGACCGGCCGGCGCUGCCCGGCAACGGAAAACCCAACAUCUGCGACGGCAACUUCAACACGGUGGCCUUCUUCAGGAGGGAGAUGUUCGUCUUCAAGGAUCGCUGGUUCUGGCGUCUGAGGAACAACAAGGUCCAGGAGGGUUAUCCGAUGCAGAUCGACCAGUUCUGGAAAGGCCUUCCGCCUCGAAUCGACGCCGCCUACGAGAGAUCUGACGGCAAAUUCGUCUUCUUCAAAGGUGAUAAGUACUGGGUGUUUAAGGAGGUCACUGCUGAGCCCGGCUACCCUCACA
Amphiprion ocellaris (clown anemonefish) is the source of this 1444-nucleotide messenger RNA. Its product is annotated as matrix metalloproteinase-24-like. Gene Ontology annotation, biological process: extracellular matrix organization; proteolysis; collagen catabolic process. Gene Ontology annotation, cellular component: extracellular matrix. Gene Ontology annotation, molecular function: metalloendopeptidase activity; zinc ion binding. The annotation marks the transcript as partial. The record is from RefSeq and is a predicted model, not a curated record. The transcript has 8 exons. NCBI's taxonomy places the organism in Eukaryota, Metazoa, Chordata, Actinopteri, Pomacentridae.